This is a messenger RNA of Schistosoma rodhaini, 1394 nucleotides long. The record is from the annotation of a GenBank genome assembly. Lineage: Eukaryota; Metazoa; Platyhelminthes; Trematoda; Strigeidida; Schistosomatidae.
GUUAAGAUCACUAUUCACCUACCUGUAAACAUUUUGUAAUGAAUGAGAACACGAGUAGGGACAAUCAAAUAUAUUUAGCGCAACAUGACAGAAUAUCUCAUUAAAAUAUGAGAACCAUAUAGUGAACAGUACAUUUGCAAAAUAACAAUUAAUUGUUUCAAUUUGACUGUUUCUUCUGCAAAUCACCGUCAAUCAUCUCUGAUUUCAUUGUUCAUAGAUCUACAUACUAAUUGCAUUCCGUUCCUGUUUUCUCCUUAUCGAUCUUCUACUAAAAUACAUUCAAUGCUCGACCAUCAUUGUAUACUACUUAUAUGAAUAUCAGUAACCCAAACCACAAUAUUAUUUAAACCAGUUAAUUACAUUAACUGUUUGAAGCUUCUUUCUCUAUUCGACCAAUUCAACUUUACGAAAAUGAAUAUUUCACAGAGAUAUACACGUCAAUGGACAUACACAUAUAUACAAAUAACAUACAUAUUAAAUAAUUUAUUCGGACUAGUUUUGUUUCUACCUUCUUUCUUGUAACUAUGCACAACGAUUCUGUUUAUAAUAAAAAGAAUAGAUAAAUAUUCGGAAUCAUUCUAUACGUUUGCCCAUUUUAGUUUACACCUAGUCAAGUGUAAACAUACAAACAUAUACACACACAGUUUAAUAUAUGCGCAUAAAUAGUAUUUCAGUAGUUUUAUUCAAAUUAUAGUCAGUUAAGUUAUACGUCAAUAAGCAUAUUCAAAACAAGAUUGUUUCCUUCUUUUCAUAUGUAAUGAUCAUACACUAACUGAUAUUACUAUUAAAUUAAUAAAAUGACUAGUUUCAAAGCAAUUAUAAAAAGUGUUGAUAUGCCUGAUGAAAUGCAACAAGAUGCUGUAGAUAUAUGUGCUAUUGCAAUUAAAAAGUAUUCAAUGGAAAAAGAUAUAGCAGCAUUUAUGAAAAAAGAAUUUGAUAGAAAAUAUUUACCAAGUUGGCAUUGUAUAGUUGGAUCACAUUUUGGCACGUAUAUUUCUCAUGAAGCAAAACAUUUUAUUUAUUUCUUCUUGGAUAAUCAUGCUGUUGUACUAUUCAGAACUGGAAUCAUAAAAUGAAAGCUAAUACAUUUGAACAAACAUCUAAUUAUAUAAACUAAUAAUAAUAAUAAUCUUUGACAAGACAAUUAUAUGAAUCUAUUAUAUACUACUAAUAGUAGUUUUAAAUUUUUUUUUCAUUUUCUGAUCAAUCAAUUGUGUAUUCAGAUUAAAUGCCAUGUCUAUUCUUUUAUAAAGACAAAUCUAAUAAACUGGAGUUUCCGUAAUGGAUUCUAUUUGAUAUAAUGAAUAUUGUACAAGAAAUACAUAUUUUUUCAUAUCAAAAUAACUAUUUUUGAAAAGUUAUAAUGUUGUUUAAUAAAUCUUAUUCAGAAGGGG